Adineta steineri is the source of this 1263-nucleotide messenger RNA. The record is from the annotation of a GenBank genome assembly. Lineage: Eukaryota; Metazoa; Rotifera; Eurotatoria; Adinetida; Adinetidae.
AUGAAUAACAGAGUUGGAGUUGAAGAAUUUGUUGAAGUUAAUUCUAAUACAACACGAUUCCGAACAUUAUCUGAACAUUUUCGAAAGAGAAAAUUAAUGUGGAUAAUAGUUUUGAUUGUUUUUAUUGAUAUAGUUAUAAUUAUUCCGACAAUUCUUAUUACAUGGAACCACAGAAAAAUGGAAAAAGUAUUUACAACAGAGAUAACAACAGCCAAGAUAACAUCAACAAUAACAAUAACAACAGAAAUAACAACAUCUACAACGACAGAGAUAACAUCACCAAUAACAACAACAACAACAACAGCCAAAAUAACAACUGCAAAGAAUGAACAAAUACUUUUUCCUGUUAUCAUUGAUAACAAUACAAAAUGGAAACAGACUGCAGUUACUGUUGCUGGAGGAAAUGAACGGGGAAGUGAAUUAAAUCAAUUAAAUCUUCCCAUAGGUUUUUAUGUUGAUAAUGAUGAUGACAGUAUUUAUAUUGCUGACUGUGAUAAUCAUCGUAUAGUUAGAUGGGAAUCUGGUGCAAAGAAUGGUGAAAUUGUUGCAGGCCGAAAACCAGGUGAAAGUGCAACAGAUGUAUUGAAGUAUCCAACGGAUGUAAUUCUUGAUAAAGAGAAAGAAUAUCUCAUCAUUUGUGAUGGUGGAAACCAACGAGUAAUGCGCUGGUCUCGUCAAAAUAGUCAGGAUCAGCAAAUAUUUAUACCUCAUAUUGUUUGCUACGGUUUAGCAAUAGAUAAUAAUGGAGAUAUUUAUAUUUCUGAAUUGGUAAAACAUCAAGUGAGACGCUUUCAACAAGGAGGAGAUACAAUAGGUACAGUUGUAGCAGGUGGAAAUGGAGAAGGAAUUCGGCUUAAUCAAUUCGAUAGACCUGAAUUUAUUUUCGUCGAUGAAGAUCAUACUGUUUACGUUGUGGAUUAUGGGAAUAGUCGCGUGAUGAAAUGGAUGAAAAAUGCUACUGAAGGUAUUCGUAUUAUUCCUGGACAAGCAUCUGAUAUGAAUCCUAGUCCACUAGGUCGUGCCAACGGUGCGAUUGUUGAUCAUAUGGGUAAUAUUUAUGUGUCGACGACUUUAAGUAAUCAAGUAACGCGUUGGUUGCCAGAUGCAAUAGAAGGUACUCCUGUCGUUGGUGAAAUUCAAAUGGGAAGCGGACCCACACAACUCAAAGAGCUACAUGAUUUAUCAUUUGAUCGCCAGGGUAAUAUUUAUGUUGUUGAUAGAGGCAACAACCGAAUACAAAAAUUUAUUAUUGAUCGUGGCUGA